GUUCCUCAGUUUGUUUUCGUUCUUUCCGCAUCCUUCCACGAAAAAGUUUACCUCAUUUUAUGUCCUGGCCUCACACCACCUUGAUUUCUCCAUUUAAAUCGCUCUGUUUGCCGUUCAAAUGAUUUACUGCUUACGUGUCACCAGGAGAUUACAAGCAAAGGAUCAAAUUUAGUGACUUCUGAUCAGCAUCAUGAACUCUACAAAGUACCUCGCUAUCCUGUUUCACUAAAUUCUGCGAAAUCGGGCCCUUGUGUCUUACCAAAUGGCCACUAAUGACUUCCACAAAGCAGAGAUGUGCAAAGCUAAAAGAUGAGAUCUUGACACAACUAGCAGAACAGAUCAAAGCUCUCCAGCUUGGCCAGCAAAGUGCUGAUGUCAUUGGUGAUGGGGAAUACAAAGUGACAGCCAAGAACAUUCAUCUGCAAUGUCUCAUGGACCUUCUGGACCACAUUUUACUCCAUGGGUUGGUUUCAGUUGAGUAUGGCUACUGGCCAUUCGUGAAAGUGUUUACUCAUUCAGAAACCAUCAAGAUAAUCAACUCACAUCCCCAAGUCACCAAUGAUUUGGAUAAAGGCCGUGUUUGGAUAUUUAUGGCCAUCAAAGAAUGUGUACUUGAAAGUUAUAUGAGAAUGUUUCUUAAUGAACCAAAGUCUGUCAAGAAGUAUUACUCAAAGUAUGCAUUUAUGCGAGACAAUGAGAGGCUUGGUAUUCUACAAACGCUUGUGUCAGGUCUGGAUUUUAUUGGCCUCGCUCUAGACCAGGAUACGCCAUAUUUGGGAUAUGGCGGAGUUCAGCUCCAUACACCAAAGCAAACCACACUCAACUCAAAUCUGUUACCACAUGGGAGUAACAGACUGCCUGUCAAGAAUGUUACCUCUCCUCGCACACCAAGUCACUCAAGAGAAGGAAGUGCCAGCUUGUCCAGUAGCGUCUCGACCUCAUCUACACUCACAGCUCCCACCAGUCCCGUCAGCACAGAGGAUGAAUCCGUCGACACGGCAAUAGGGUCGCUCUCACUUUCUGACACGAAAGAACAAGGCAGCCGUGAACAAUCGAAGGGUCAAGAAUCGUAUGAGCUUCGCGGUGUUCAUGAUUCGAGUAAAUUUACAACAGGAGGACACCAGGGCCACCGCCUUUCGACCGACCAAGAGGCCUUAGCGUGCAUGGACCCGAAGUAUACCCUGCUGGAUGUGGAUGCCAUGCCAGCUUACGAGCGCCCUACCGAGGAGUAUCGGCCAAGGAUCGGUAGUAAUCUGUCAGAGAUAUCUAUGGAUGAGGUGGACAUUGUGUUCAGCCACGAGCAACGGACGAACCGUAGACACAUGCGUAGACCUUAUCGACGAAAAAGAGAAAGAGCAAGGUCCACAGAAACCAGUUCCAAGGCAGACUCAAGGCUAAGACUUCCCGGUGGACAGCACGGAGCAGGAGUUCGUUCAGAAGGUGCUCAUGAGCGAGCCUCAUCGUUCGUAUCCGACCAAACGGGGGAAGACUCAGACAGCAUUUGCAGUGCAGUUUCAGGGGAUUCUCUAGAUCAAUUCUGUCGCGAUGCUGACUUUGGCUCUAGCUACAACCUGAGCACAGAACUUGUCGUUCAACCUACUGUUCUCGAGUGUCAUAAUGACGAGAUUACUCUCCCCAAGGAGAGUACGGAGAAUAGAGGGAGAGACAAAGUUGACGAAGAUGAGGGUGAAACCUCGAGUCUUUCAAUGCUACAGAGCUCAACUGAGUAUGAAGGGAUAAUCUUAGGGCUGCCUAAGCGCCAGACUUUGCAAGAUACGCCGGGUAACCUGUGUGACAGUCACGUGGAUGCCAAUACUGUGCUGGUGUUAUCAUUGGAAAUAUUCAAACACAGCGACGAACAGUUCCAGCAGAUGUUCCACGUCACCACUGGACAUCACUUUGGUCAGCUGCAAUCCGCGUACGUCAUGCUCACUAACUAUGCGGUCUAUCUGCUUAGGAAAGUAUCCUUCAGAGCAGAGGCAAGCUUCCAUACGGAUAUCUCCAUAUCAUAUGCGACUCUAAGGAAAGUGGAGGUGCGAAGGAGUUUUGAAAUUGGACUCAAUUGUCAAACAGUAACUGUCUCGUCAAGGAACCAACAGUUCACAAUUUGCUUUGGGGACGAAGCCUGUACAAGAGCUUUCAUCACGAGUCUGACGUCACACGUGUCGCGUGCUAGUCCCGCCCCCUCGCUGUCCAAUCUCGUGUCUAAUAUCGCCGUGCAGCAAGAGACGGACAUAAGUAGAUGGAUGGCGCACCAUGACAAGCUACAGACUGCAAACUCCAAUGUGCUCUGCUACUCUCUCGCCCACUGGUGCGGCCUCUCUGGGCCUGACGCGAACAUCGAGGUGAUCAGUUUUCAAAGCGUCAUGGAGGGAACACUGGAAUACAAACAUCACCAGUACUUGGGGAUGAGCUUGAAAUGGACGACGGGAUACUUCAUACUAACAGAUGGCACGCUUUGGCAAUACAACAAGCAAAAUGAUAAAAAUGCCAAAGUGUCGAUCGACUUGAGAGGAACGCGUUGUGGAGGUUGCAGACAAAUUAAAGACGCCGGGAAGAAAUUUGCGUUUGAGAUCGUUUCCUCUGACGGGACAGGUUCUCUCAUGGUCCUGGCGGCGCCCAGCGAGCAUGAAGCGUGCGAGUGGAUUUUCAAGAUUUGUCAGUCUAUCGCGCAAUCGUUCGACAGUGAUGACGACAGAGGGUGUACCAUCAUGCAUUGUGUCCCUUGCUGCUUAAUUGCCACAAAAGACGAGUUGGUAGUUUGCCUGUGUCAAUCGAGUGAACCCGCCUCCUACCAGCUCAUCAGCUGUUGCUCCCUUCAGUGUGUGACCCGGAUAUUCGUGGAUAACCAAAUAAGGAAUUACUGCAUCGUGAAAUUCCAGUACAGUGAACUCCAUGACACGGAGGCCGCCUGGUUGCUGUGUUUCAGGACUGAGUAUGAACUGGGCAAGUUUGAGUCAACAGUGGCUGGAGCGUGGAGGGAACUUUUCCAGGUGGAUUUACAGUUCCUGGUACUGGGUGACGUGCCGGCGCGCAAAGACGCACGGGAACGAGUUAGGAAAAUCGAGCAAUUUUAUACAAAAAUAUCUUAACAGCCUUUGCAUGAAUUUCGAAUUUUUUAUACUAUUAACGUUCAAAGAAAUGACACUUCAACGUUCUUCAAUGCUAUUUACAACCGCGAAUCAAUAUGUAUUUACGAUUCAUACAUUUACCAAUUUAUAAUUUAUCAAUGUAAAAUAUAUCGUGCAAGUUUUUUAUCCAGUGUGAACCAUUUUUUUUUACUCUAUUUUUAUGUAAACAUGAACACAAAUAAAUACACUCAGUACCGAAA
Nematostella vectensis (starlet sea anemone) is the source of this 3331-nucleotide messenger RNA. RefSeq names its product pleckstrin homology domain-containing family M member 2. Gene Ontology annotation, cellular component: endosome membrane. Gene Ontology annotation, biological process: regulation of protein localization; lysosome localization; positive regulation of membrane tubulation. The record is from RefSeq and is a predicted model, not a curated record. The transcript has 25 exons. Gene Ontology annotation, molecular function: kinesin binding. Lineage: Eukaryota; Metazoa; Cnidaria; Anthozoa; Actiniaria; Edwardsiidae. The coding region runs from base 273 to 3092 and encodes 939 amino acids.